AUGGACGCUUUGGAUUGUCUGGCCAGGCAAUGCACACAGUUCAGUGUAACUCUGACAGAAGUGGCCUAUAUGGUCUGCGACUUCUUCAGUUUGGGGUAUCUGUUGGACAUACUCUGUGAUGGCCUCAGCAGCAUGGUGCUGGCGCUCGCAGAUAUAUCAGAGGAAGAG
Molecule: messenger RNA, 168 nt
Organism: Sphaeroforma arctica JP610
Lineage: Eukaryota; Ichthyosporea; Ichthyophonida
Exons: 2
Source: RefSeq, a predicted model, not a curated record